Messenger RNA from Diorhabda sublineata, 491 nucleotides. RefSeq names its product endocuticle structural glycoprotein ABD-4-like. The record is from RefSeq and is a predicted model, not a curated record. Gene Ontology annotation, cellular component: chitin-based extracellular matrix. NCBI's taxonomy places the organism in Eukaryota, Metazoa, Arthropoda, Insecta, Coleoptera, Chrysomelidae. The transcript has 3 exons. The coding region runs from base 15 to 479 and encodes 154 amino acids. Gene Ontology annotation, molecular function: structural constituent of chitin-based larval cuticle.
CAAGACAAACUAAAAUGAAUCGUAUGAUCCUAGUCCUUUCUGCUGUUAUCAGUGUUUCACUGGGUCAACAGAGCAAUCAAGCCGAACCAAUAGCUAUUGUUCGAUAUGAAAAUGAAGGAGUUAAUGCUGAUGGAUCAUACCAAUGGAACUUUGAAACUGCCAAUGGAAUAGUUGCCGAAGAGCAAGGUUCCAUUAAGGAAGUCGAGGAAGGACCAGGACCAGAUGUUCAAGGACAAGUGCAAUACACCGCUCCAGACGGUUCUCCAAUUUCUCUUUCUUACAUCGCUAAUGAAAACGGUUUCCAACCUCAAGGUAGCCAUUUACCCACACCUCCACCAAUUCCAGACGAAAUUUUGAAAUCUUUGGAAUACAAUGCAGCACAUCCUGAAGAAGACAAUGAAGAACAAAACAGAAUCCAGAGAAGGCAGGCAGCCGCUGCUGCUCAAUCUCAAAAAAAUAAUAACAGGUUCAGAUAUUGAGCAUCUUGAUGU